Molecule: messenger RNA, 2956 nt
Organism: Morone saxatilis (striped sea-bass)
Lineage: Eukaryota; Metazoa; Chordata; Actinopteri; Moronidae
Gene: abhd13
Product: abhydrolase domain containing 13
Exons: 2
Coding region: 316-1371 (351 amino acids)
Cellular component (GO): membrane
Molecular function (GO): palmitoyl-(protein) hydrolase activity
Source: RefSeq, a predicted model, not a curated record
AGAUAGGUUUGUUUUCACCGCGGAACCUUGCAUCUUGUGCUGACUCCAACACGGAACUCACGACGGUUACACCAGAAAUGCUAACCAGCUGUGUGGCUAGCCUCGUAGCUAGCCUCGCCGGUUCGUGCUGACACUUUCUCACCUUGCGUCCUCAACACUUCACUCCCAUUGUUCAUUUAACGAGUCAGCCGCUGACCACACAGCUGUGUGACAGUGACUGCGCUGCCACGGUGCUCCUGUCUUUAAUUCCACACCGCCGAGCCGCUUACAAUGAGAGGAGGAGUGUGUGUCGUGUGACUCAGCUCUUGUGUAGCCAUGGAGAAGCCGUGGAGGCUGUGGGGGGCAGUGGAGCGUUGUACCCUGACGGUGGCGUCCUGGUCCUGGGGUGCUUGUCGAGUCUCCCUUUUGGCCCUCAUCCUCACCUUCCACCUGUACGGAGGAUUCUUUCUCCUAGCUCUUAUCCUCGCCUCUGUAGCGGGCAUCCUCUACAAAUUUCAGGACGUGCUCCUCUACUUCCCCGACCAGCCCUCCUCCUCUCGCCUCUACGUUCCCAUGCCAACAGGAAUCCCACACGAGAACGUGUACAUUCGUACCAAGGACGGUGUGAAGCUUAACCUCAUCCUGCUUCGCUACACGGGAGGGGACACGCCUCCAGGAGUCGCCCCUGGCAACCAAAGCAGCCCCGCAUCCUCUGCUCCGCCUACCAUCCUUUAUUUCCACGGCAAUGCUGGUAACAUUGGUCACAGGGUGCCAAACGCUCUGCUGAUGCUGGUCAAUCUGAAAGCCAACGUGGUGCUGGUGGACUACCGCGGCUACGGAAAGAGUGAGGGGGAGCCCAGUGAGGACGGGCUGUACCUGGAUGCCGAGGCCACACUGGACUAUGUCAUGACCCGUCCUGAUCUGGAUAAAACAAAGGUGGUGCUAUUUGGCCGCUCACUGGGGGGCGCCGUGGCCGUGCGCUUGGCGUCAGUCAACCCUCACCGCGUAGCAGCCAUUAUGGUUGAAAACACCUUCCUCAGCAUCCCCCACAUGGCAGCGACACUCUUCUCCUUCUUGCCCAUGCGCCUGCUGCCCCUGUGGUGCUAUAGGAAUCAGUUCCUGUCCUAUCGGCAGGUGGUGCUGUGCCGCAUGCCCUCACUGUUUGUGUCCGGUCUGUCGGACCAGCUCAUCCCGCCAGUCAUGAUGAAACAACUGUAUGAGCUGUCCCCUGCGCGGACUAAACGCCUGGCUAUCUUUCCAGAGGGCACACACAACGACACGUGGCAGUGUCAGGGCUACUUCGCUGCUUUGGAGCAGUUCAUGAAAGACCUGCUGAAGAGCCACGCCCAUGAGGAGAGCGCUCAGCCCUCAGCUAGUGUCACCAUUAUCUGAAAAAUAAAAAUAAAAAAAGACUGUUGAUCACAGGUUAAUGGCUGGAGGAAGUGAAGGCUGUCACGGAAAUUGACGGGAUGGACCUUUGGAAAGAAUGUAAAUUUUUUUUUAUGCUUUUGUCUGGGUUCCUACUUUAUUUCACUCUUUUUACCUUUCUGUAAAUGUAACAUUUGUUAAGAUGAUUUAACUAUUUCAAGGAUUUGAGAGAGGGUAACAAAGCCCUCGUGGUUUCUUUUUGUGUUGCAGCUAUGAAUGCAUGUAUUUAUGACCUUUUCAUGAAUGAAGCCAGAGCAUACAUGCCCACACUGCAAGACAUGUCACAACCACAAAAGAAUUUGCUGGAGUGGGUCUACUGAAAUGAAUUAAAAUCACUGAAACAAUCUUUCAUCAAUCGUAUAAUGACCAUAUUAGGACCGACAAUAUUUCAGUGAAACUGAUGACUACUGGAAUUAAAAUUACACUUCUACUAAUAAACAAAAUGAGACACAGAUAAUAUGUAGGCCUAUAUUGUGUGUGUGUGUGUGUGUCUAUAUAUAUAUAUAUAUAUAUAUAGACACACAUCUUAGUUAAUCCAUUGCACUUUUUUUGUUACUUACCCAAGUGUUGAGUUAUGUAGGCUAACAUCUUCUGAGCAAUACUUUGAGUGGCAUAAGGAUGUUUUGCUUUAGUCUUUUGUGUUUCUCUCCCGUUUUGGUCAGGAACAUUAAUAGUUAGACUCCUUGCAGCAGCUUGGCAUGAAAUGACAUUGUAGUGAUCAGUAUUUAUAUAUACCCUUGAAAAAGUUUGUCUGGCACAAUAGCAUAAAAAAACUAUUCGUUUAAUUAAUUAAUUAUAUUCAGCCACAAAAAGUGUUGGCUGAGAUAAAAUGUUUUACUUCCGCCUAUCAAAAAUAAGUUCUUAUUUCCUGUCAAACUACUUCUGUUUCAGUGCGACUGGGAUACGCCGCUGUUGCUGUGCUCUGUUCAAACACAGCUAGCACACAGCAUAAGCUUUCCUCUUAAAUGAGCUCAAGUUGCUGUUGAGAAAAUGUGCGCCUGUAGUUUGGUAAGCAGCAUUUGCUCUGUGUGUGGUUUGUUAUUAGGGGAUCAGAUUCAGAUUUCUUCAAGUCUUAGUCCAGCACUAUAAUGCAUGCCCAUAUGUACAGUGCAAGAGUUAUUGGUGUCUGUAAUGCUCCUGUCCUUACUGACUGUGAAGAGAUGCGUUUGUAAUGUAAAUCCAGGGGAAGAGCUGAGGGACAAAAUACACUGGGGUCUCUUUAUGUAAAAAUGUAUUCCAAAGUUGAGCAGAAACUAAUUUGAGUUUGAGCAGUAUGACUUCAAGCGAAUCAAAUGUAAGGUAUUUUCCAAAUAUUUAGAACAUUUCCUUUUUACCUUACUAAUCCUCCACUCACAUCAACAAAUUCCACAAGAGACAUUUAGUGUGAAAAAGACUCACACCAUUUCUUAAUGGCCAGUACAGACAGGAGGAAUUAUUACAGCAAUGACUCUCUCUACAUACCUUUAAUAUGGGCCUGUGAGAACAGUAUGGUAUUAAGAAAGACAAACCUGUCCUUUAAGAACCAAAAAUAAAGUGUGAGCAUUUGUAA